Messenger RNA from Dibothriocephalus latus, 174 nucleotides. Lineage: Eukaryota; Metazoa; Platyhelminthes; Cestoda; Diphyllobothriidea; Diphyllobothriidae. The record is from the annotation of a GenBank genome assembly.
CCUCGGAGCGGUGAUGGUACCCUGUGUCUGUCAGUGACAAUCUUCCGACGAGGAUGUCCGCUGCAGACUGGUCAAUGGUCCCUGAGCCCUGGUCCCUGGUCCCUCUCCCCCGCCCUUCCGGCAUGUCGCCAACAUGGCCAGCCACCCCCGCUGCAGAAACAGUUAGCCCUAUAA